AAUAAAUAAAUAUUCAUUCCGUGACCAAUAAAUCAAUAAAAUCAAUAAAAUCAACAAAAUCAAUAAAAUCAAUGAUUACUGAUAUAAUUUCACUUGUAUGCCUUAUACGGUAAUGCAUUAUGCAUUAUGCGUUAUGCGUUAUGCGUUAUGCAUUAUAUGUGUUAGAGAUCAGGAUAUGCAUUAUAUACGUUAAUUAUGCGCAACCGGAACCAAAAAGAAACCAGGAGAUAAUAAUCAAACGGUUUAUGUCGGAUGAAAUCAAUAACAAUACAAUUACAAUAAUAUAUCUUUUAUAUUUAAGUAUUAUGUAUGUUUUAAAAGAUUAUUUUAAUCAACCAAAGGAUAAACUUAAAACGAACAAAUAAUAAAAUUAUGAUUCG
Rhizophagus irregularis DAOM 181602=DAOM 197198 is the source of this 380-nucleotide messenger RNA. Lineage: Eukaryota; Fungi; Glomeromycota; Glomeromycetes; Glomerales; Glomeraceae. The record is from RefSeq and is a predicted model, not a curated record.